AUGACCGUUCAUCCCUUUGGGGCCACCUCGUCCCCAGCAUGCGUAAAUUUUGCAUUGAAAGCUGCCGCUAAUGAACUGGAGGACAAGUGUGGUAAGGAGGCUGCGGACUAUGUGAGGGAUGACUUUUAUGCAGACGAUGGGCCCAAGUCCCUGGAUGGUAUCACUGAAACUAUUGACAUUGUUACAAAAUCCACUGCAUUGUGCUCAGAACGGGGUUUUCGCCUGCACAAAUUUGUGUCAAGUGAGAAAGAAGUACUCAAAGCUGUACCACAGUCCGAGAGAGGAAAGAAUGUUCAAAGUCUGGAUCUGAGACAUGAUGAAUUGCCCAUGGAAAGGACCUUGGGAAUAGGAUGGCACGUCCAGUCCGACAUUUUCCAGUUCUCGAUCAGUUUGAAGGACAAACCACUCACCCGCCGAGGUAUUCUAUCAACGGUCUCUUCAAUAUUCGACCCACUAGGUCUGGUAGCACCCGUUCUUUUGAAGGGACGAUUGAUCCUACAGGAAUUGUGUGGCCAGAAAGCCGAUUGGGACGAUCCUGUGCCAGAAGACAUCAGUAUGAAAUGGGAAAAUUGGCGAUCAGACUUGAGAAACUCACACAAGCAAAUAUCCCAAGAUGCUAUAAAACAAGGGAGCUUGGACCAGUAG
Molecule: messenger RNA, 645 nt
Organism: Lineus longissimus
Lineage: Eukaryota; Metazoa; Nemertea; Pilidiophora; Heteronemertea; Lineidae
Exons: 1
Coding region: 1-645 (214 amino acids)
Source: RefSeq, a predicted model, not a curated record